AAGCUGCGAGUGAGGACUAGGUCGUCGAGUCUGAUAGGUCAAAUGUGCAUAAGAUCCGGGAUCGAUGCAUAGCGGGGCUGAAUCAUUGCAGCCACUGGCAGAACAGAGGACCAGGGCGAAGCUGCACGUCGAGUCGAGUCCCGACGAGAUCCUGUUGUAGCUCUGUGCUUCCGUCGCUCGACAUUGGCUGCCUGCCUGCCGCUGCUGCCGCUGGCCAGCGAGCGAGGUGGACGAGGACUUCUCAUAGCGCGGUUCUGCUUCGCAAACGAUGCCUCGGGAGGUUGGACUGGAGGCAUGCCGUUUCAUCGAGCUGGAUUUCGACGCUCUGAUGCAACGAACGUGAAAUCGGAGCUGAAUUUGCUGGUUUGAGCUCUCGUCGGUCGAGCUGCAGACUUCAGAUAUCACCGGCGAGUGGUCACUGGGUCCGUAGGGUGGUGACAGAAUCGGACUCGGACUGGCGAGUGCUGCAAUCGAAGAGAGGACAUAGUUGCUGACGAGCUCGGCUGCUGAGGAAUGUACACCGCACACCUGGUCCGGUUCGAGUUCCCCUCGGAGUCGGCUUCUCGAGAGAUCCGAGCCUGAAAUCUCUUCGUCACCAGCGGACGAGCAAUGUGCACGGCCGUCGCCAGGACGCGGACAUGCGCAGCUCGGAUUUCAGAAGCGCUGCCACCACACGGUCGUGGUUGACGAGGGAUUGAUCGCCAAUUUGAGAACCAGCUCUGAGAAAAUUCGGAUUACUGACAGCGGAGGGCGAAUCGGAGCAAAAUCGAAGGCCAUUCCUUCGAGAGAAUGACACGGUCGCGCCGUUCAGUCGAACGGCGACAGCCCGGAUUUCAAGUCUGGCCCGUCGUCGCGGUGGGGAUUCUUUUGUGGGCGUGCGUAGCGGAGCCGGUCGUGGCUCAGGACAUAACCGGGUACGUGAGCAUCGACUGCGGGGGCACCGGGGGCGUGGACCCCGUGACGCUGAUGGAGUGGGUGAGCGACGACGGCUUUCUGGACUCGGAGAGGCAGCUCGUGAACGAGAGGGUCGCGGUGCGGGCGCGAGUUCGGCUCAACAGCGCGAGGCCGGAGGCGCAGGACAACGCCGAGCAGCUGAAGACGGCCAUGGUGUUCGUGCCGGGCGCGAGGGCCAAGUCCAAGUACUGCUACAAUCUGACCGUGGCGCACGACGCGACCACCUCGACGGACUACCUGGUGCGCGCCAUGUUCCCCAGCCGGGCCCUGACGGCCGAGGGCAAUGUGCCGCUGGACGCCUACGGCUCGCGCUUCUACUUCACCGUCGACUCGACCUUCGUGUCCACCAUCGACCUGGACCCCUCGGAGGCGACGACCGUGGAGAUGGUGGUGAGCUCGCUCGACACGAACCUGUUGGUGUGCCUGGUGCCUCUGGAGGAUCGCUCGUCCAUGGCGGCCAUCUCGUCGCUCGAGCUGCGUCCCCUCAAUGGCACCCUGUACAGCAAUCGCGGCAGCGCCAAGUCCAACACCGGCACCACCACCAAGAUGCAGUCGAGCUACCUCGUCACCGUCGCCCGCUUCAAUUUCGGCGGCAAUGAGUCCUCGCCCUCCGUCAGGUACCCAUCCGAUCCGUACGAUCGGCUGUGGCAGGCGGGGCGACUGUCCAAGCAGGCGUUGGGCGAAGUGGGAGCGAGGAGGAGGAUGGGCAAGGUGCAGAUGCGCCUGGAGGUGAGCGACGACAACGACACGCCGGGCGAGGUGCUGGAGACGGCGUGGGAGGGCGAAAGCAUGGCGUCCAAAAUCACCUUCGAGUUCGACAUCAGGGGCGCGCAGGCCGUGCGCCCCUUGCCCACCUUCUUCCUUACCAUGAUGUUCUUGGACGUGGGGCCUGAGCUCGACGCCGGGGCCCCGCCCAAGCCUCGGCUGGUGUACGUGGACCUGGUCGACUACAGUCCCGAAAGCGCGUCCUCAGUGCGCUGGAUCUCGGGCACCACCGUCCAGCACAACUUGACCACGCGAUGGUACAACUACAAGCAGCUUUUCUUCCACAACGAGGCCAGGUUCACCGUCUCCGCCGAUGUCAACAGCAGCCUCCCGGCCAUGAUCAACUCCGCCGAGCUCCUCGGGGAAUUCGACGCCGUGAAUCAGAGGACUGCACCCGUCGAUGCUUCGGCGAUCACAGAUUUCUCCGAACGCUUCGAAAACCUCGUCGAUACGGCCGGCGAUCCGUGCUUGCCUGUCCCGUGGGACUGGCUCAUGUGUAGCAUCGAGAUUCCUCCCCGGAUCACACAGAUAAACAUAACGGGUGACGUGGUGGCUGGAGAACUGAACGCCAGAGUAGGAAACCUGAGUCGCCUCACGGUCUUGGAUCUCUCAAAUAACCAAUUCAAUGGCAGCCUGCCAGAAUCCCUGGCGCAGCUUGUGACUCUAAAUGCACUGGAUGUCGCAAACAACUCCCUGUCCGGUGAACUGCCAGCAUUCGAACCGAAAUCGCUGAAAAACCUGCAAUCCGUAACACUCCGCUCCAAUGCAUUCAGCGGCAGCUUGUCGGAUCUUGUAAACGCACUCGAUACUCCAGUCUCUGAUAUGGACCUCAGCUUUAAUAAUUUCAGCGGUGCCAUACCCAUGGAGAUAACGAACCUGAAGAAUCUGAAAAGCUUGGACUUGUCUAACAAUCAACUCUCUGGAACGCUGGAUAGUGGGAUUUUUAAUCUCUCGAAGCUAACCACCUUGAAUUUGAAGAAUAAUUCGCUAGAAGGUAUGGUGCAUGACGACCUGUGGAAAGAGUCGAGACCUGUGGAAGUGGCUCUCGACGACAACAAGUUCACCGAGAUAAACCUGACAACAUGGGGCCAAGCGCAGAGGUUCUAUGAAUUUAAACAACGGGUGUCGUUGGUCCGAAACACAAUCAGGAACGUCAUAUUGCCUUCACAUGUUAAUUUGAAGAACUCAGAUCGACGAUCGUGGGAAAUGUUGCCAAACCAAGGACACAUUCUACUUGGAGGAACUCCUUGGUGCAAACAAAUUGGAAGGAAUGCCUCAUUGGUCCAAAGAUAUCUCUGUCGAGAAGAUGAACGAGUAGACUUCUGGAUGCCUUACACUGCAGAUAAGAAUGGUGUGAGCACAAGAACGCUUGUAAUUAUCGGAGUGGCCUGUGGACUUCUGGUCCUCUUGAUGGGUUUCAUAGUUUUCGUAUUUAUGUGGAGAGUGUGGAAACGGAUGCUCGAUCUCCGCCAGAUACAAGAAGCACUAGCUAAAGACGACGUGAGGCCACCAUUUUUCAAGUAUGAGGAGCUCAAAGCGGCUACAGGAGAUUUUUCAAAACGCAAUGAGCUGGGCAAAGGUGCAUUCGGUGCUGUGUACAAGGCUAAGCUAGCGGACGGGAGCAUCGUUGCUGUGAAGAGACUUUUUGCAACCGAGCAGAACGUGGCCGAUUUUCUCAAGGAAAUGGUUCUCAUCACAGGAAUCAAACACCGACAUCUCGUUCAGCUCAAAGGAUGUUGUGUGAGAGACAAGCAGCGGAUGUUGGUAUACGAGUACGCAGAAAACAAUAACCUGGCCGAGGCCUUGUGGGGCAAGGACAAAGCCUUCGUCCUGACUUGGACGCAGCGGUUGAACAUCGCCGUGGGCAUUGCUCGUGGUCUUUCUUAUCUACACGAAGAACUGCAGCCGAAGAUCAUACACAGAGACAUCAAACCGCAGAACAUUCUUCUCGACAAGGACUGGAAUGCGAAGAUUGCCGAUUUCGGACUCGCUCGGCCUGUGAACGAAGACGCCACGCAGAUGGCCACUCACAUCGGAGGCACGCUGGGUUACUUCUCCCCGGAGUACGCGACUCUCGGCAUGUUCACCGAAAAGCUCGACGUGUACAGCUAUGGCGUUUUGCUUCUCGAGAUCGUGUCCGGAAGGAGAUGCAUCAAUUUCUCUCUGCCUGAGCACGACGUCUCUCUACGAACCGUGGCUUUAAGGUUGUACAUGGAGGACAAGCUUCUGAAUGUGGCGGAGAGCGGAUUGCUCGCACAGAGUCCUGGAGACGAAAUCACUUCCGUGCUGAAGACGGCAUUGGCUUGCGUUCAGGAGGAUCCGAACAAGCGGCCCAGCAUGUCACAAGUCGUGAACAUGCUGACGGGCAACUCGGGGGUGGCGUUCGACAUCGUCAAGGAGCUGAAGGAACAGCGCAUGUGGCUGCAGGAUGUCGAUGAUGAGUCCACGCUCAGCAGCCUCAGCGAUCUGCGAGAAAGGGAAGAUCGUUCUCUGCUUUACUCCUCGUCGUCGUCCGGCGGUGCAUUACGGACUACCCAGCUCAGCGACAUGAAACCUCGGUGACCACCGAGAGCCAUGAAUUAGAUCACUCAGUGGGACGAAGUUUUGCACCUUGGGUUUUGUUUUGCUUUGAUACUUCUUUUCAUCUGAGGGGUGCUCGAGCCGCCCUCGGCUGUCGUCAGUAGGACCUGUACAUUCUUUCUGCGCGAAUCAGCUUGCGAGCUAUUUAUUCAUCGGACGACUCAGAGAAAUUCGGGAUCUGGACGAUAAUAGUGGAAAAAGCUACCGGAUGACUCUGCUAGACGACUUCGAUCACUCUGUUCUCACCCUCCCACGUACUUUCGCAAUCACCCGAAUCUAGAACGGAUGCAUGCCAUCGAAGUGUACUUUACAAAUACUGUACUUUUAAUCAAAUUCCAAAGUACUUCAAUUUCAGUCUCGA
This is a messenger RNA of Marchantia polymorpha subsp. ruderalis, 4660 nucleotides long. NCBI's taxonomy places the organism in Eukaryota, Viridiplantae, Streptophyta, Marchantiopsida, Marchantiales, Marchantiaceae. The record is from the annotation of a GenBank genome assembly.